UUCUUUUUCGCCAGAAUGAAAGUUUGUAGAUGCUUGACAAGAGGUACUGAUAGCGUUGAUUAAAUGCUACACCAGCAGAACGUUUAAAUUGUUAAUUAGAUUUUUGUUGUUUUAUUGUUGCCAUCGGAAGCGUUAUUAUGACGUAAAAUACGACGCGUUAUGUGCGAUUGAUUUGUACGUAAACUCGUAAAUUAGUACAGUAGACAUUUUAUUAGAAUCUCUUACCAGUUCAGUUAUGGUACUUCAAUAUGAAUCUCCCGUUCGAGUUUACAAAUACCCUUUCGAAUUGGUUAUGGCUGCUUACGAAAGGAGAUUUCCUACAUGUGUUUUGAUACCGGUGUUCAUCGGUUCGGAAAUCCUAUCCGAAUGGCAGAGUCCAGAUGGGAGCCAGAAGAUAACCGAACGAAGAUGUCAGAUUCACGUAGAUGCUCCUUACUUGUUGAAAAAGCUCGUUGGCGUAGAUUAUGUAUUUUUUCAUCAAAAGAAUGAUCUCAACUUGAAGAACCGUACUUUAGAUAUAGAAGUGAAAAAUGAAAGCUUUACCAAUCGUAUAACGUUAAUGGAGAAGUGUCGUUAUUACGUACACGCAGAAAAUAGCGAAUGGACUUGUUACGAGCAAGCAGCCUCGUUAGAAAUACAUUCUUUCUUCGGAUUCGAGAGCACUAUCGAGAAACUAGCCAUGAAACAAUAUUCUCAAAACGUCGCCACCGGUAAAGAAGUAAUCGAGCAUUUUAUUAAAGAAUUGAAAAACGAAGGUGUUACUUUUAUCGCACCAUGGAAACCUUCGGAAAAACAAGAAGAAGAAGUUGACGAAAAAGCUAAAGUUGCAAACGGAGGUAGUAUAACGUUAAUGAAUGAAGUUACGAGCGAUCUGUCUGCCAAAUUGAACGACAGCUGUAGAUUAAAAAGACAAGGCAGUAUUUCACCGACUGGUACUUGCGAUAAUCAAUUAACAUUAGAAGCAGAUUACAUUAAACGAUACUUAGGAGAUCUGACACCUUUACAAGAAUCAAAAUUAGUCCAAUUGAAGAAAUCGUUCGUACAUUCUCAUAAAGGAAAGUUACCAAGUGAUUCUACUUUAUUGCGGUUCCUGCGAGCUCGUGAUUUUAAUUUAGAAAAAGCCAGAGAUCUGUUGUCUCAUUCUUUAAUAUGGCGCAAGAAGCAUAACGUCGAUCAAAUUCUAUCCGAUUACCAAAUGCCUCAAGUUAUUAGCGAAUAUUUCCCCGGAGGAUGGCAUCAUUAUGACAAGGAUUCUCGACCGUUGUAUAUUCUGCGACUUGGCCAAACUGACGUCAAAGGUUUAUUGAAAUCUGUUGGAGAAAAUGGCUUGCUAAAAUUGGCGAUGCAUGUUUGCGAAGAAGGUCUGAAGCUGACCGAAGAAGCAACCAGGGUUUCUGGAUUACCGGUGACUACGUGGAGUCUGUUGAUCGAUUUGGAAGGGUUAAAUAUGAGGCAUUAUUGGAGACCAGGAAUUAGAGCUUUGCUGCAUAUAAUUGAAAUAGUCGAAGCGAAUUAUCCUGAAACUCUUGGACACGUGUUGAUUGUCAGAGCUCCGAGAGUGUUUCCCAUAUUGUGGACUAUUAUUAGUACUUUUAUAGAUGAACGAACUCGUACGAAGUUUUUGCUGUAUGGCGGUAAUGAUUACCAAGAAGAAGGUGGACUAGCCGAUUACAUCGACCCAUCUAUUGUACCAGAUUUUCUAGGAGGACCUUGCGAAACGAAAAUACGCGAAGGAGGCCAUAUUCCAAAAUCUCUAUAUUUACCAGAAUCUGAACUCGAAAAAGAAGGAGUAAUAAUGGGUGAAAAUAGCAUCUAUAGUUCGUUCAGCUUGCAUCGUGGACAAGUUUUCGAAGUUGUCAUCAGAAUUAAAGAUGUUGGUACGGUAAUUACUUGGGAUUUCGAUGUCAUGAGACAGGAUGUCGUGUUCACCAUUUACAGAAUAAGUAAAGAAAUUGAUCUGAAAGAUGGGCCAGCUUCGUCUCCAGGCUCUGAGCAAAAAAGCAUAAUCGAUAGAAGUUGGAAAGAAGGCGAAGAUUACGAAAAAGUUGAAAACAGCUUCGUCUGUCACGACGGAGAAAGCGUUCAAGGAUCGCAUGUAACCCAGUUCGUAGCCGUUUACAUAUUACAAUGGAAAUACGCUCAAAUUGUUAGUCAGCUGUCUCACGAAGGUAGCGGAGACUGCCCUAGAUCCAGUUCAUCUCAUAAAGCUCAGAUCAUGUACUUUUACGAAUUACUUCACUCAGCCGAUUACAGAGGGUCAAUGACCAGUUUACAGUCCGCUCAAAGCGGAUUUUCCGCAUUGAGUACGCGAUCAGCUGUCAGCCAUGCGCCUUCCAGAUGAUGUAAGGACGGCGACGAAUUAAACUCCGUCGCCGAAUGCGAAUAGAAUAAUUAUUCAUGUACCUAGUGCAAAAAAAAAAAAAAACGUUGUAUGUUCUCAUAGUGUGUAUGAUAGGAUAAUGUUUUCUAGACGAAGACGUGUCUCAAGCAAACGGAUAAAAAUUCUCGCGGGCCGAGUGAUUUUUGUUUUCUCAUUUUUAAUUUCUUUUCUUCUUUUAUAGUGCAAUAUAAUAGUAAAUUUAUGGGGCGGAUUGCAUUGGUUUUUUUUUUGUUUCUCCGUGGCCGACUAAUUUUUGUAUUUACGUGUAAAUUUUUUUUUAUUUAUCUAGAUAAUUGUACUGUAUGUAAUUUUAUAAUACUCGUAUUGUAGUUAAUUUUUAUCGAUUCGAGUGACAAGGGCACACAUAUUCGAGUGCUUAUACAAUAUUUUUCUCGUUUUUAAAUCAAAUUCAACGUACGUACGGAUAAUUUCAUUUUUAAAUCUCAUUUUUAUCGUUUUCUCGUAUUCGAAUUUCGAUACUCGACGCGAUGCGAUGCGCUUUCCAAACUUUACGAAUGUUUCGAUGAAAACCUCGCUGUAUUUGUAAAAUUUCGGAUUUUUGUCUUAAAUUUACCUUUUUCGUCCUAUAUAUUUGUGUGUAUCCGAACGUGUAAGUACCUGCGUUUUGUCUCUUUAUGAUUUUUUUUUUUUUUUUAAUACGCUGUAUAUUUUGUUAUAAGACGUUCGAAUCAAAAUAAAUAGAAUGCCCGGUACCUACCUACUCAACUUCAUCAGAGGUGAAAUGAUUUCUUACUUUGUGAAAUUUGCGAUUGCUGUGCAAAGUAGUAAUACGUGUAUCUUUACCUAUACCAUUAGAUUUACCAUACCAAAAUGGUGCAACGGAUUAUUUUAAGUCACAGGAGAUCAUCUUCUUUUCUCUUCAGUCUUACGAGAUAAUCGAAUUUUAUACGCAACGAAUUGAAUUCAUUUUUUCUUUCUAAAUUUAUGGCUGUAUUGAUUAAUCAAUUUUUUUAAAAUAUGUUUGUCAGUUGUAAGUAGUUAUUAAAUAAUUUUAUUUCAUCUGUU
Molecule: messenger RNA, 3406 nt
Organism: Planococcus citri (citrus mealybug)
Lineage: Eukaryota; Metazoa; Arthropoda; Insecta; Hemiptera; Pseudococcidae
Gene: retm
Product: real-time
Exons: 15
Coding region: 236-2341 (701 amino acids)
Cellular component (GO): cytoplasm
Source: RefSeq, a predicted model, not a curated record